GGGAUCUCUAACGUAAUCGCCGCUCACGUGAUUGAUGAUGACGUCGAAAGCCGGUGCCUCUAAAGUGAAGUGACCUUCUCUCCGACAGAGAGGAACCAUCAGCCGAGAGAAGAACCUGCUUUAUCCCCGCAUAUCUCCACCAAAAGCUGACGAUGGGCGACGUAGCGAAGGGAAAGAAGGCGUUUGUGCAGAAAUGUGCUCAGUGCCACACAGUGGAGGAAGGGGGGAAACAUAAGGUCGGCCCCAACCUGUGGGGUCUGUUUGGACGCAAGACCGGCCAGGGGGUGGGAUACUCCUACACGGACGCCAACAAGAGCAAAGGUAUCGUUUGGGGCGACGCCACCUUGAUGGAGUACCUGGAGAACCCUAAGAAGUACAUUCCUGGCACCAAAAUGAUCUUCGCCGGCAUCAAGAAGAAGGGAGAGCGCACGGACCUGGUGGCGUACCUCAAAUCUGCCACUUCAUGAAGAUGAUCAAUGAAUGUCCAUUUAUUACUGUAUUUCUUCCCGUGUCUAUAUCUAUCUGCCACAUACUGAAUAUAUACCGUUUUAUGUUUAGUCAUUUCCGUUUUAAAGAGGUUUAUUUAUGUUGUAUAAAGUCUAAUGAGGUCAGGGUGGCGAUUCAGACGAUUGAACAAAUGACCAAACAUAAAACUAGAAUAAUGAAGAACAAAAUCACUUUUAUUUAAUUUUAACGCUUUGUUUUAAUGACGACACAUGUCUGGUACUUUAUGCUUUCAACAUAGACCUCAUAUUGAACUAAACACGAGCGAAAUCAGAGCGAAACGGUGGAAAUGUGAGACGGCUAGGUGGUGCUCAAGGAGCUGUUUACACUCUCUAUCCUGAAACGCCCCUUUUUAGAUUCCUCUCGUUUUAAUAUUGAACUCUUUUAAAUUAUGUGGACUAACCCUCCUGCCACUCUGUUUUAGAAAGGUCUGAAUCACUGUUAUCAGCCUCUUUGCAGCCGGUUCGAUCCCCGCUGUGUCUCAUGUCCUGAAGAAGGAAGCGUACGUUAUUUACCUGGUUUCACAGGAGAGAGAGAGAGAGAGAGGGGUUUAACUUAUUUGACUGUAACCUGCUGUGAGGAUGUUCACACAGAAACACACACUGUAUGCACUUAACUAUAGUAAUGAUGAUGAUGAUGAUGAUGAUGAUGAUAAUGAUGUCGAGCGGUGUGCAAACGGACGGAUGAAGGAUUAAAGAAAAGUCCAGAAAA
Trematomus bernacchii (emerald rockcod) is the source of this 1215-nucleotide messenger RNA. RefSeq names its product cytochrome c. The record is from RefSeq and is a predicted model, not a curated record. Gene Ontology annotation, cellular component: mitochondrial intermembrane space. Lineage: Eukaryota; Metazoa; Chordata; Actinopteri; Perciformes; Nototheniidae. The transcript has 3 exons. Gene Ontology annotation, molecular function: electron transfer activity; heme binding. Gene Ontology annotation, biological process: mitochondrial electron transport, cytochrome c to oxygen; mitochondrial electron transport, ubiquinol to cytochrome c. The coding region runs from base 153 to 467 and encodes 104 amino acids.